Molecule: messenger RNA, 549 nt
Organism: Hevea brasiliensis (rubber tree)
Lineage: Eukaryota; Viridiplantae; Streptophyta; Magnoliopsida; Malpighiales; Euphorbiaceae
Exons: 2
Coding region: 1-549 (182 amino acids)
Source: RefSeq, a predicted model, not a curated record
AUGACCAGAACAAGACCAGAGGAAGAAGUCUUUGAUUUGGACCCAGAGAUAGACAGAACUCUAAGAACUAUCAGGAGGGAGAGAAAACAUGAAGGACAAGAUCAAGGAAAUCCAGAAAUUCCAAAUAUGGCCAACAAUAACAACAGGCCGAGACUCUUGAAGGACUAUGGAGUUCCCUCCAUACAAGGAUUCCAACCUAGUGUUACAAGAUCCAUAGUAGAUGCCACUAAUUUUGAACUAAAACCGGCAUGGCUCCAGAUGAUCCAACAGACCCAGUUUGGGGGUUCACCAACAGAGGAUCUGCACUACCACUUUCAGUGCUUUCUUGCCCUUUUUGAUUUUGUUAUCCUUGAGAUGGAAGAGGAUAUUCAAAUUCCUAUGAUCUUGGGAAGACCUUUCUUGGCAACCACCGGAGCAAUCAUAGACGUUAAAAACUGGCGGUUGACUCUCAAAGUAGGCGAUGAAGAAGUGGAAUUCAACUUGUUUGACACAAUGCAACACAAAUUCGAAUAUGAUGAAUGCCUUAGGGUUGACAUAGUUGAUAAGUAA